Molecule: messenger RNA, 2306 nt
Organism: Saccoglossus kowalevskii
Lineage: Eukaryota; Metazoa; Hemichordata; Enteropneusta; Harrimaniidae
Product: crooked neck-like protein 1
Biological process (GO): mRNA splicing, via spliceosome; spliceosomal complex assembly
Cellular component (GO): post-mRNA release spliceosomal complex; Prp19 complex; U2-type catalytic step 2 spliceosome
Molecular function (GO): protein binding
Source: RefSeq, a predicted model, not a curated record
ACGCCAUGUUGGAUUUCCCUCGUUGGACUUGAAAAUAGAAAACUUUGUUGUGAGAGUUUGUGCUGAAGUGUGUUGUCGCUGUAAUAUUCUUGAAAACCUUGAUCUGUGACAUCGGCUAUAAUCAUGGCAUCCAGUGCAGGAAAGGGGAAAACGCCCAAAGUGGCCAAGGUUAAAAAUAAAAUGCCGGCAGAAGUUCAAAUCACUGCUGAACAGAUUCUGAGGGAGGCAAAAGAGAGAGAGCUAGAAGCUGUGCCGCCACCCCCAAAGCAGAAGAUCACUGAUCCAGAUGAACUUCAGGAAUACCGACUUAAAAAACGAAAGGAGUUUGAGGACAAUAUACGAAAAAAUAGAUCAGUUAUGACUAAUUGGAUAAAAUAUGCUCAGUGGGAGGAGAGUCAGCGGGAAGUUGACAGAGCCCGGUCAAUCUGGGAGAGAGCAUUGGAUGUGGAUCACAGGAAUAUCACAAUAUGGCUAAAAUAUGCCGAAUUAGAAAUGAAACAUCGUCAGAUCAACCAUGCAAGGAAUAUAUGGGACAGAGCGGUUACGAUUCUACCAAGAGCAAAUCAGUUCUGGUAUAAGUACACUUACAUGGAAGAAAUGCUUGGCAACACGGCUGGUGCCAGACAAGUGUUUGAAAGAUGGAUGGAAUGGGAACCGGAGGAGCAAGCAUGGUUGUCAUAUAUCAAGAUGGAACUUAGAUAUAAAGAAGUUGAUAGAGCCAGACAAGUAUAUGAACGAUUUGUCACCGUUCAUCCAGAAAUAAAAAACUGGAUCCGCUAUGCUAAUUUUGAAGAACAUCACUCGUACAUUUCAAAAGCCCGAAGUGUUUAUGAAAGAGCUGUUGAGUUCUUUGGUGAUGUACUUUUGGAUGAGAAACUGUUUGUGGCAUUUGCAAGGUUUGAAGAGAAACAAAAAGAGCAUGAUAGGGUGAGAGCGAUAUACAAAUAUGCCUUGGAUAAGAUCCCUAAGCAGCAAGCUCAAGAUUUAUUCAAGUUCUACACAAUACAUGAGAAGAAAUACGGUGAUCGGGCUGGCAUUGAAGAUGUGAUUGUUAGCAAAAGAAGGUUUCAAUAUGAAGAGGAAGUAAAAGACUAUGAGAAAACCCGACAAGUGUAUCAAGCUUGCUUAGAACUCAUUCCACACAAGAAGUUUACUUUCGCCAAGCUGUGGUUGCUUUUUGCACAGUUUGAAGUCCGACAGAAAAAUAUCACACAUGCCAGAAAAAUCCUGGGAACCUCAAUAGGAAAAUGUCCAAAAGACAAACUAUUUAAAGGCUACAUAGAAUUAGAACUACAACUACGAGAAUUUGACAGAUGUCGGAUACUGUAUGAAAAGUUUUUGGAAUUCAAUAUGGAGAACUGUACCACAUGGAUGAAGUAUUCAGAGCUAGAAACCAUUCUUGGUGACGUGGAGAGAGCGAGAGCCAUUUAUGAACUUGCUAUAAACCAACCUAAACUGGACAUGCCAGAAGUGUUGUGGAAAGCCUACAUAGAUUUUGAAAUUGAACAAGAAGAAUAUGACAAAACAAGAGAGUUGUAUUGUAGAUUACUGGAGAGGACGCACCAUGUUAAGGUCUGGAUAAGUUAUGCUCAGUUCGAAGCCUCAAUCGGUGACGACCACUGUAUUGCGGCUUCUAGAAGUAUCUAUGAACAAGCAAAUAAAGCACUUCGGAAUGACGAAGAGAAAGAAAAUCGAUUGAUGCUGCUCGAAUCUUGGAAAGAGUUUGAGAUAAACUGUGGUGAUGAUGACAGCUUGCGGCGAGUACAGGAUCAGAUGCCAAAGAAAGUUAAGAAAAGGAGAAAAGUACAGACAGAGGAUGGGUCCGAUGCCGGUUGGGAGGAGUAUUAUGACUAUAUAUUCCCAACAGAUUCUGCCAACCAACCGAAUCUUAAGCUGCUAGCAAUGGCCAAGAAAUGGAAGCAAGGCAACGCAUGAACAAUGUAAAUAGCAAUCGUGUAACGACUACAAUGACACCAUCAUGCAGUGUGGUGCCUAUAUGCAGGCAUACACAUGAUUGGUUUACUGAAACAUUGGCAGUAAGCCCCGAGAUGGCAGAAGACAAUAUGGAAACUCUGGAGUUUAUCGUGUAGAAAUGUCAGUGGAGAGGAAAAAACAGCGGAAAUUGUACAAUUCUUUGAAACUAUUCUGCAAUGAACUAGAUUAUUAGACAUACCAGUAGAUGUGUGUGUGUCCAGCACUGUCUCCACAUUUCUCACGUCAUUUAUUUUGAUACUACUGCCAGGCUUUUCAAUUGUAUAUGUAUUUUUUAUUAACAAAUAAAUGACACAAAAUGGUGUAUUUAACUC